AUUAUGACAGAGAGAACUUCACGUGAGCAAAGCAUUACAAUUCAAGUUAUGCGUCUUGCAAAACCAAUCCCCAGUCAACCAAUUUCAGCAUUUUGUGGUCCUUCUGAUGUAGAUUUUUUAAAUUCUGGUAAUCAAUUAAUCGAUCUUCCAUCAGGCCAAUACCCAAUAGUUCCACAUGUGACGAGUUAUCUAAAUUUAUUUUAA
This is a messenger RNA of Meloidogyne enterolobii, 204 nucleotides long. The record is from the annotation of a GenBank genome assembly. Lineage: Eukaryota; Metazoa; Nematoda; Chromadorea; Rhabditida; Meloidogynidae.